AUGGCAUGUGUAUUGCUAAAUCAAGACUAUGUGCAAAUUAAAAUACCGUCGUCAGAGACGGUAGAGAAUGUCACCUACUACGAGAUCGAGGUCACGAUAUCGUCCAUACAAUGGAUCGUCAAACACAGGUACAAUGAAUUUGCUGAAUUGCACGAUAUUCUGGUAUCGGAGCAUUGUGUGGAAAAAGAUAUUUUACCACCAAAAAAACUUAUCGGAAACAAAAGCGAAACAUUCAUUGAAAAGCGCAGAGCUGCCUUAGAAAUAUACCUCAAUGCUGUUUACAAUUACCUCAAAAAAGCAAUGCCCAGAGAACUAGCUCUAUUUCUUGAAAUGCACGUCUACGACAUAUUUUUUCUCCUUCAAAAUAUGGCUCUACAAUUUUUUAACGAUGGCAUUUCACUCUUGGAAGCCUCACAAAGUUAUGCCUUUGACCCUGUGCAGCUUUAUGCCAUCAGUGAGAGAUUAAAGCAGCCUCGCCCACCUCUGGAAGUAGUGGACCGAAAGUUUGACUUUAGUCAUGUUUUGGACUUCAAUUCCCACUUGAAGAGUAUGGUUGUUCAGGGCAGCAACGUUCUAUAUGGGGCAAGUAACAUUCUACCAUCUACAUUACCUAUAGAAUUUUCGACGUUUCGAAACAUAGAAAAUAUGACUAUCGAUGGGUACCCUGUACACAAGAUCUAUGACAUGGGAAAUCUGCGCGACACUGUAAAGGUACUGAAGGUCUAUAAUACUGGGCUGAAAAAUAUAGUAGAGCUCGCAAUGUGCGAAGAAGUUCAUAAGCAUAUUGCAAAUGCCAAUGACUCGCAUCUUUGGUUGAAAGUUACUCAUUUAGAUUUGAGCAACAACCGAAUUGAGGCUAUAGAUGAGGCGAUUAGAUUGCUACCGCAUAUUGAAUCUCUCAUAUUGAACUGUAACGUUCUCUCUGAAAUCUCUAACGUCACUUUGCUGCCGAGGUUAUCAGAGUUACAUUUAGCUUCCAAUAAUUUUACAGUCCUACCAGAUAACUUGCAUACAAAGUUGGGAAACAUUGUUUAUAUAGACUUAUCGCAGAAUAAAUUGACCUCGUUGUCUGCGUUCUCAAAAUUAUAUUCUCUAGAGGGUUUGGAUGUGAGUUGCAAUCAGAUAGAAGAAAUAGAAGAAAUAAAAUACAUCGGUUGCUUGCCUUGUUUAGAAAACUUGAGACUAACUGGUAACCCUGUUUCGACAAUUGUCGAUUAUAGAGUCAAGGUAUUAGAGCCAUUUGGAAAACGGGCAUCAGACAUUUGUUUAGAUAAUGAGAAACCAAAUCAGAAGGAAUUAGAUACCGUCUCUGUUCUCCAGGCACUCAGAAUUGCUAGAGAAGGUAAAAUAUCCGCUCAUAAUGCUACAGAAGCUGCUUUAUUCUCAGCACUGGUUCCGAGCCUCUAAGUUGACCAGGUGCAGCUUCUGUAAGCUCAUUCACCAAACUGACAUUUGGAAAUUUGUCUAUGAUAUUGUGGUAAAAAGUGGCUCAAAAUUGUAUAUUCCCAUAAAGACUGUAAAAAUGAGCACAAAGUUCUGAUCAAAUUUGUCAAAUGUUAACUCAAAUGUGAUUAUCUAACAUGCAGAUUUGGCCGACUUGUGAUUUUACGGCGUAUUUAAUUUUACUAAUGGUGCGUCAACUUUUUUUGACAAAUUUCACGAUAUCCUGUCAGUAUGCUAUACCAAAAUACAUUAGCUAAUAAUAUAAUAUGAGAGAAAAAACAAAAAACUCAUGGCUAUGGAGACUACUGUCUAUAAAGAUAUACUUAUGUUUAGACGUCCUGGUGAUAUAUCUCUAACCAGUGCAGCAACAUUGCUAAAUAUAGCCCACGGUAGAAGAAAUUAAUUUUAAAUUGAACCUAGCGUCUUCAAUUCGAACCUGGAUAAUCAUCGUUACCCAUUCUUUUACACUAGUUAGCAUGACCGAUUAUUAAUUAUUCUUUAUAUUUACCACAAACUUGAUAUUAAGAGCAAAUAAAAUAUUUGAGAGUUUACCGAUGGGAUAUUCCCUGGUUUUCUUUCAAAUAUGUUACAGAGAACGCUCAGAGAUAAUCCGUGAACCUAUUUUUACCGAAAAGUACUGUUGUAAUCAGUUACGCGUUUAAUAUUGUAAAAUAGAUUGACAUACGAAUUUUUUAUCAACGCAACGAUAGAUACCUAUAUAUUAUAUUCUGUACAUAAGAUGAGCAACUAUUUUGUUAAUAAAGUGAAAAAUCUGUGAUAAAGCCUUACUGCCUAAUUUCCCAUUUAAAACAUCAUGAAAUCGGGGCGGUAAAAAGCAAUUUGAUUACCAAGGAAAGAACGUACGAUCGCAUGAUGGCAUUGUUCUGUUUACUUUGAUUUUAUUCAUAAUCAUAUUAUGCCAUUUUGAAAGUAUUAAAAUAUUCAUAAAUAAUAUUAAUAAUGUAUAACGUUUACAUAUAUGCUAGGCGUCGCUUUUAGUCUUUUAAGGUACACCUAAACUAACACGUAUAUAUAAUAUAUAUAUGUAUAAGUUAUUGUUAUAAAUAAUUUUCUCAUUAAUUUUUUUUCCUUUUUCUUCUUAAUUUUUUUUUUUUUGUUUUUCUUAAACACGUUAUUUUAUACUUCUAUUUCUACGCCGCUUCCUUUGCAUUGGUCAUAAUUUCAAUAAUUGAGUAUAUUAUAACGAGUAUACAUAUAUUUUAGCUCGAGUGUAACGUAAGCUGAAUAGUCGCAAUCCUUGCAAAAAGCUGCAAAUACUUCAUAUUUCAAUCUAUCAACUUACUCUUCCCUGACUAUAAAACUCAAAAUUCAAAAUUAAAAAAAUUAAGUUCACCGUCGGAUAUCGACGGCUUGAAGAAACGAGUUUAGCAUGAGCAGCAAGACGACGCAAUGAAUUGUACAGAAAAUCAAAAUAGGUGAGCUAAAUUAUCAAACGAUCCUCAAGAAUAACUUUCGAAAAAUAAACAAAUACGUCAUGUGUAUUAGGUUUUAAUCAAAGGACACUUGCAGACAGAAAAAAAAAGUAGGGAAAGGAUAUAACACAAUGAAUUCUUUUCGGUAAAAUCCUAUUCAAAAUGUUCAUUUAUUUUCCAAUAAUUACGUUUCAUCUGUGUUUUACGUUUUCUUUAUUUUUCUUUAUUUUUUUUUUUUUCAUAUCCAUUCAGCCGGUUAAAAAAUUAUGCGAAUGCUCCGGAAGAAUUUCUUAGUUUUUUUGUUUCAUUGGGUAUGGUACCGGAAAUCAUAAGGAU
Molecule: messenger RNA, 3212 nt
Organism: Athalia rosae (coleseed sawfly)
Lineage: Eukaryota; Metazoa; Arthropoda; Insecta; Hymenoptera; Athaliidae
Product: nischarin
Exons: 2
Coding region: 1-1407 (468 amino acids)
Cellular component (GO): cytoplasm
Molecular function (GO): protein kinase binding; integrin binding; phosphatidylinositol binding
Source: RefSeq, a predicted model, not a curated record